GUAACUGUCAAGUAUUAUCUACCGAGGUUUAUAAGGUCAACGUUAUUUACUAUUACAUUAUAUAGAUAGUGCGUUGUGUGGAAUUCGUUAAGAGUGUUGCUUUAAUAAAUAAUCUAAGGAAAAGUGCUGUCAAUAAAAUAAUUAUGGAUACGGAAUGGAAACGGGUAGGAAAAGUAAAAAAGAUGUGUAUUUUCCCUCUAAAAAGUGGAAGAAGAGUUGAAGUAAAUCAGGCAUUAUGUACCAAACAAGGAUUAAUGGACGUUGAUCUGGGGGAUGGAUCCCUUGUUUACGAGAUAGGUCUUUUGUAGUGUACAAUGGACAGUCUUUGGAAUACAAGACAGCGAGACAUUAUCCCAAGAUGGUAUUAAUUCAAGUUCGACGAUGUUGUUUGGGUGCGAUACCUUUUGUGCUGUUUGAUGCUCCAAGAAUGACAACAUUAUUUUUAACCAUUCCCGAGGAUGAACCAGAACAAAAGAAUGUUCGGAUCAUACAAUGUAAAGAAUCAAUAUCUAUAUUAGAUUGUGGUGACGAAGCUGCUGCUUGGUUUUCAGCUUACAUCUUGGGGGAACCUUCCGGGUUUAGAUUAGGAUACAACAAUGGAUCUCAUAAAAGAACUGAAGUAAAUCAAUGCUAUAAUUAUUUAAUUCAACAUAACAAUCGUGGAUUGACAACAGAAUCAACGGGAUUAAACGCAGAUCUUUGCGCUUUGCAUCUUAUAAGUGCAUCGUCUGUUCAAGACAUCACUAAAAGAACAGGCAUCCCUGAAAUAAAUGAAGACUGUUUUAGACCUAACCUAAUAGUAGAAGAUCAGUUCUUAGAACCGUUCGCUGAAGAUAAUUGGGAAUACAUUCGAGUAGGAGAAGUUAUACUAAAAAGCGUUUUAGAAUGUACGAGGUGUAUUAUGACCUGCAUUAAUAUGGAGACUGGUAUUAGAAGAAGAGAUAGGGAGCCAUUAAAAACUAUGGAAAGCAAAGGAAGAAAUUUGGAACUCCACAUGUUAACAGAAAAAACAAUGGAAUUCAUUGUAGGUUCAUUGGAAAAUGACGAAUGUGGUAAUGAUGAUGAUAAUGAUGAUGAUACUAUCUAGUUCGAAGAGAACAACACAUUUGUUUAGGUAUAGGAUGAGUACCGGACCAGUGAGAGCAUCUGUGAUGGGAAUUUAUCUUGAAGUCGUUAAAACUGGUAACAUUUCUUUAGGGGACACUGUAUACAUUUCAAAUACAUUAGAAACAAGAAAACGGAAAUGUUUAAUGUAAUUUUGUAACUAUAAUAUUAAGUAUAU
Molecule: messenger RNA, 1282 nt
Organism: Diabrotica balteata
Lineage: Eukaryota; Metazoa; Arthropoda; Insecta; Coleoptera; Chrysomelidae
Source: the annotation of a GenBank genome assembly